AUGUCAUCCCAACAACCUCUGCCCAUCGUCAUCUGGGUGCAUCCGCGAUCAUGCUCCACCGCCUUCGAGCGCUCGCUCAUGCAGCGACCUGACACCGUCGUCUUCCACGAGCCCAUCGGUGACCCUUUUUACCUCGGCAAGGAACGCCCUUGCCGUCGUUUCGACGACGAGCACGCCAAAGCAUCCGGCAACUACGACCUCACUGUCACCCAAGUCCUCGAAAAGGUCCUCAACCCUAUCCAAGAAGACAUGUCAAAAGGCAAACCCUUCCCACCCAAAUACAUCUUCCUCAAGGACAUGGGUCAGUGUCUCUUCCCCGCCGACCUUUUGCAUCAACUUCACCCCAACUCCAAGGUCUUCCCCGCCCCUGCCACAGGCAGUAGCAGCGGUAAGAAGUUCGACCCCAACGCUCCCGUCAUCGAAAACCCCACCACCGUCCCAACCAACAUCCUCAAGCGUUUCCGACACUCGUUCUUGAUCCGCACCCCGGAAAAGUCGAUCCCUUCUUACUGGAAGUGCGUCCAAGAAGGAGCCUCGGGUUGGACUUUCUGGGACGAAGCCGAUGCAGGAUACAUCGAACUCAAGAUACUGUACGAUUGGAUUUCCAACCCCAACUCCACAUUCAACACCGAAUCUGGCGAUGAACUUGCCGUGCAGCAGCCACAACCACCCCCUCUGCUCGACGCUAGCACCUUGCUCGCUCACCCAGACCACGCUAUCAAGAGCUAUUGCGAGGCUAUCGGCAUUCCUUUCUCCCCCGAGAUGUUGACUUGGGACUCGGGCCCGGUCAACGAAUGGGCUAAAUGGGGCGGUUACCAUGAUGCAGCACAAAACUCGACCGGGUUCAAGAAGGAAACUGCUUCUGCUACGCCUGGAGAGGAAAAGCCCAAGGCAAAGAUUGCUGAUCAUUUGAAGAGCGCUGUUGAGGCUACUACCCCGCCUUACCAAUAUUUGCUCUCCAAAGCCACCAUUAAGGCUCCCUAA
This is a messenger RNA of Ustilago hordei, 984 nucleotides long. RefSeq lists its product as uncharacterized. The transcript has a single exon. Bases 1 to 984 code for a protein of 327 amino acids. The record is from RefSeq and is a predicted model, not a curated record. Lineage: Eukaryota; Fungi; Basidiomycota; Ustilaginomycetes; Ustilaginales; Ustilaginaceae.